Oncorhynchus tshawytscha (Chinook salmon) is the source of this 3139-nucleotide messenger RNA. Its product is annotated as cell division cycle-associated protein 4. The record is from RefSeq and is a predicted model, not a curated record. Gene Ontology annotation, molecular function: transcription regulator activity. Lineage: Eukaryota; Metazoa; Chordata; Actinopteri; Salmoniformes; Salmonidae. Bases 974 to 1879 code for a protein of 301 amino acids. The transcript has 2 exons. Gene Ontology annotation, cellular component: nucleus.
UUUCUAUUGACUGAUUUCAUUAUAUGAACUGUAACUCAGAAUCUUUUUUGCAUGUUGCGUUUAUAUUUUUUGAUCAGUAUAUUGACUACAAAUGUUUGUUGUUUUGAAACUGUCACUUGUCUGUUUUAGUUUUAGUUUUCUUUAUUGCAUACUUACCUCCUGUUUUUAUAUCCUUUGUUGCUUCGUGGAUGGUUGAUCCAUGUAGCAGAGUAGUAACGCCAAUCAAUGCCCUACCCAGAGCUCUCUCUGAGGGGACGCAUACCCCUACAGGAGUUCCUUUGUUUUAGUCUUAUGGGAAAUGUAGUCACACCAGGCUCAUGUCCUGUGUUCUCUCCCUACUCUGCUCUCCCCGGCUUGUUUGUCCCUUGGAGCCAGCAGCCGACCCUGUUGUUUUGAGGCAAGUCUUCUGAUAUCUUCUCAUUCAGGCAGAGAUACAGCAUCGGGAAGGUUAAUGUUAACUUUUCCUCCUUUCCCUGUAAUGACAUUCUAGCAGUUCUAGUUUUUGGAGCAUGGUGUGUGCAUAUCUCAAACACAAUAUCACAUUAAACCUGUGUGGUUUCAUUUGACUUUUCUUACCCAGUAUGUGUCCUGUUCUCUUUUGUACUACCGGAGUGAAGUUGUUAACUCACUUUUGCCCAUAAUUAGGAGAUGUCUGACGACAGGUGGCAGUGGGGUGGGAUGGUGUGUGUACAUGAGCUGAUUGUGUUUUUUUGAGAAAAAUCUGACCUGUCCUGACUUUGACCGCAGUGAUGGCAGGUGGUUGGUAACAUGCUGUAUUUUCGGUGGUUCAGUGGGUCUGUUAAAAGUGUGGUUGUUCCGCCCAGCAGGAGCCUUGCUUCAGACUGGCCUAAAAUGGGCAGAAAGGGUGCAGAACAAAAGCUGCUUGUUGCUUGUACAAAAGUACUGAAGCGCUGCAGCCGGGACCAAGCUGCUAUGCUAAUGCCUGUGCCUCUCAACAGGAAAGAGAGCCAAAAUGUUCCCGAAGGGCACGAAGCGCAAGUUUUCUGACUCCGGGGAUGAACCUGCGGCAGGCGGUGAGGAUGUAAACCAGCCGAGUUCGGUGGCCGUAAGGAUGCUGUCAUCCUACAGCCUGCAGCGGCAGUCCUUGCUGGACAUGUCCCUAAUCAAGCUGCAGCUGUGCCACAUGCUGGUGGAGCCCAACCUGUGCCGUUCAGUGCUGAUUGCCAACACGGUGAGGCAGAUUCAGGAGGAGAUGACCCAGGACGGCACCUGGCAGAUCAUGACCCAGGCCCUGAGUGCUGCCAACGCUGCUGCCCAGUGCUCUGCAGACCGCCUGGUGGCCACCGAGGUGCUUUGUCGGCAGACCGAGGCAACCCAGGGGGAGCAGGUACUCAAGCCCUUCCCAGCGGUGGGGUCAGAGGGUUGCCCUGCAGAGGAGGAGGUGGUAGUGGAGGAGGAGGGCGAGGGGGGGGUGACCAUGUCCACGGUUUCCCCCCAAGCCCCAACCUCCUACCUGCCAGGCACCUUUGGCAUGGACCCCUGUUGGGAAGAGGAAAAUGGUGAAGAUGAGGAGGAAGAUGAGGACAGUGAGGAGUGUGGGUCUGGUUCGGAGGAGGGAGACAGUGACAGGCUUGUGGAGGACUCCAGGACAGCAGAGCAGGUCUUUGGCACGUUCGAGAUCAAAAACCCUGCGCCCAGCCCUGACCCUGCCCUGGAGGAACUGUUUUCAGAUGUGGAUGCGUCCUACUACGACCUUGACACGGUGCUGACAGGCAUGCAGAGUGCGCCUAAGAUGGGGCCCUACGACCUCCUGGAGAGCCUGUCUUCCCAUGGGCCCUCACCCCUCAGCUCUAGCACCAGCUGCCGAUCAGACCUCAAUGAACUGGACCACAUCAUGGAGAUCAUAGUGGGCUCCUGAGAAACAACACAUUUCCAUUCUUACAGACUUGGUAGACUCUUUACAGACAAUGCACAUGGUGCAUACAUGGAUAUCGUGUUAUUAUUAUACAUUCAGACGUUGAGGGUUUAUGAAAUCAAUAACUUAUUCAGUGUUACCACAUGCAGGUGUGCAUCUGUUAGUGGGCAGAGAUUACAGCAUAUACCAUUAUGAUUUUUCUUAUUUACAUACUUUUCUAUGUUUCCUUUUAUCAUACAAUCUAUUUUUCCAGUUUUGUUUUAAUUUAUUGUUAUGUAUGGACUGAAGAACAAUGUCAUUACACUACACAAGAAUAGAGACCGGAACAUCCAAACCUUUGAAGCAAUGUAUAUUUUCCUAAAGACUAAAACAAAUAUUAGUGAAAUAGAUGUAUAUUGUACGUAUAUAUGUAUAUUGAAAUAUAUUUUUUGCAACAUACAGUUUGGGAAAUGUACCAGUAUGACUACAUCUAAUCCCCCCUCCUAUUUUUAAUCUGACAGAGAUUUUGAAAUGUUAAUGUAGCCCGAUUUGACCAGUCUUCCUAUGGUUUGGAAUCAAGUUUCAAGACAGGGACCGUCCUGCUUUUUCAGGCACAUUUUUUUUCCCCCCGCUUGAUUUGAAUCCAUCUCUUACGACCUAGACUAGAUUUGUUCAAGUAUUAACAGAAACUCUUGCUUGAUAUCAGCAUUAAGAAGCCAUAUUUUCUGAUAUUUGUGUUAUUACAAAUUGAGAAUAAUGGGUUGACCCAUUAAGUUAUUACUUUUUAAUUUAUUUAAUUUAUUAAAUAGACACAAACAUGCCAAGUUGCUUUUAACUGAAUCGUGUAGACCCAUGUGAUAUAUUUUAUAUAUCACAAGGGUCUACCCAACCCCCCCCAUUUUUUCCCCCUCAAAAAUAACUAUGGGCCUGGGUUUACUAUUCACUAUGCAGUUCAUUUGUGAAAUGAUAUUUUGUACAGAAUUCAUCCAUAGAAAUGUCAAUGGUUUUUUUCUUUUUCCAUUUUUUUGGGAUGUACAAGCAACUGCCAUUCUAAAGAUUUUUCAAAAUGUCUUAUCAUGAUUAAGAGAUUACUCAGGCAAACCGUAUCAGUUAAAUCCGACAGUAUUACUCCGGUCAUUACUACCACAACACUCCUCUGAAUGAUGUCACUCUGCUUCAAACAGGAGCUAGAAUUUCAACAAUUGUAAAGUAUAUGCAUUUUUAUAUUAAUAAAAAAUGUAGCAUCUUUGUAAAUAUUUUUUAUAAUAAAAGGUGCAAAGUUAA